GUGUGCGGCCGUCGUUUGAGUUGUGGCCAGCAUAACUGUGAAGAGCCAUGUCACCCCGGUUCGUGUGGUACUUGCUGGCGUGGCGUGAUCUACACCGAAGUCACUUGUCGUUGUGGUUUCAGUGUUCUCCAACCUCCGCAACCAUGUGGCUCCGGUCCACCGGAAUGUCCAAGACCAUGUGAUCGACCCCACCCGUGUGAUCACCCGGUCCGGCACACCUGUCACAACGAACCCGUCUGUCCUCCAUGUACGAUCUUACUGACAAAAGAAUGUCCUGGAGGUCACGGAGUGCAAUUCAGUAUGCCUUGUUUCCAGCCCGUUCUUAGUUGCGGUCGCACCUGUGGUCAUCCACUUCCGGGUUGUUCUCAUACCUGUCAACGAACUUGUCACAGCGGAAAUUGUGAAACUGUUCCCCUUGUUUGCACUCAACCGUGUCAAAAACCUCGACCCGACUGUGGUCAUCCAUGCGCGCUGCCCUGUCACGAGGUCAAGGGUCAAACGUGUUUACAGGCCAGUGCGACCAUUUGUCCUUGUGGCAGACGAAAAGACACAGAAAUGUCCUUACUCGCAUGUGACAGUGCGUGCACAAAAGCUGCCGAAGCCGCCUCGUCCGAGAACGCGAAUGGUCGUUUUGCGGACACCUCGUCUUGGACUCGCGGUCUGGACCUAAAUCCCGGACAGUCGCUCCCAGACGAUGCGGGCAAGGAUGAGAAAUUGCCAUUUGAAAAACCCGAAUACUCGAAAUGGCUUAAGAGUUUUGCGCUUAACAAUUUCGCGUUUGCUGUCAGUGUGGAGCGUCAGCUAUACAGUUUAGUAUUGCAGGUAAGCUCAUGCACCGCCGAUUCGGACUCUGUUCGCACUGUGUCGUAUCAUUUUCCUCCAAUGAAGGAUAAAAGACGCCGUUUCGUUCAUGAACUUGCCGAGUUUUACGGAAUCGAAUCGCACAGUAUGGAUCCGGAACCCGGUCGUCAUGUGAUGGUACUAGCCAGGCGUGGUAGCACCAAAUUUCCCGGCGGAGCCACAGACCACCGGGGCAGUUUGACUGCAAUGCUCCAGAAAGAAUUUCCCGGCACGGUCAAGCUUGCCGAAGGAGUGCGCGUUCCGCCCAAGACGGAAGCGAAAAAACAUCCCGCACCCAGUUCCGUCACGCGUUCGUCUUACGCGCAGGUUCUCUCCGAUCCGACCGACCCGACAUAG
Echinostoma caproni is the source of this 1197-nucleotide messenger RNA. NCBI's taxonomy places the organism in Eukaryota, Metazoa, Platyhelminthes, Trematoda, Plagiorchiida, Echinostomatidae. The record is from the annotation of a GenBank genome assembly.